Solanum verrucosum is the source of this 818-nucleotide messenger RNA. RefSeq lists its product as uncharacterized. NCBI's taxonomy places the organism in Eukaryota, Viridiplantae, Streptophyta, Magnoliopsida, Solanales, Solanaceae. The record is from RefSeq and is a predicted model, not a curated record. The transcript has a single exon. Bases 88 to 453 code for a protein of 121 amino acids.
UUUUUUUGGGGCUAGACGGAGAUUGACCCUCGAGUACAAUAAGGCAAAAGGCAGAAGGGAGUUUGACUGCAAGAUCCAAUAUAUAAGAUGAAGAGGGAAAGAGGUAAUAAGAAGAUAGGAAAUAAUUAUGGGGAGAUGAAAAAGGUCAAAAGGGUUGUUGAGAAACAAAGUGAAGAGGUGAAAAUAGAGGAAGAACAUAGGGAAAAUAAUGGUGGAGGAGAUGUUGUGAAGGAGGUGGAGUUGAUGGGUGAGUGUGAUAAUUGGAUUAAUGAAUGGCUUUGUUCAUGGAGUAAUGAUAAUGUUGUUGUGGAUGAGCAAAUGUCAUGGGGAACAUGUUGGUCACCUGUUUGGGACAUGGAGUUCUUGGGAGAAGCUUAUAUUAACUUGUACAAUGAUGUUUUGUGGGAUGAUGAUGUUUGGGAUUUAAAAGCCAUCAAGGAAGUUCCAAGUUAAUAGAAAAAAGAGACAUAUUUGUAUUUUGAUCUUUGUAAGUGUAGUUUUUCUUUUUUUACGAAUCGGAGUUAUAAAAAGUUGAAUCUUAGUGGAUCAUGAUAACUUAUGUUGCUCAAGACUUUUCAAGAAUCUUGUCGUGUGUGUGAGAUUUUUCAAAAUCUAGCAAUGUAAAAUUUUAGAGGAUCUAACACGAAUACAAUGACAUUCUUGAAAAGUCUAAGCAACAACAUUAAGACCGGUAUCGUCACUUACAAUAUCAUAUCUAAAGUUUAGUUGCAAUAAGUACUUGAAAAUGCACAUGUACAGAUGAACAAUGUUUUAUGAUUACUCUAACUAUGAAUAAUUAGCAGUCUGAGAAUUUUUUU